AUGGUGGUACCACGUGCGAGCGCAUCAUCGAGCGCAUUGCCAGCGCUGCGGGGCCGCUGCACCCGCAGAAGUCCCAGGAGACUGCCGCCUUCAAGUUGUGGAU
This is a messenger RNA of Amoebophrya sp. A25, 103 nucleotides long. The record is from the annotation of a GenBank genome assembly. Lineage: Eukaryota; Dinophyceae; Syndiniales; Amoebophryaceae.